UUGUACUAGUGAUCCCGCAAAUGAUUUAUUAUGGGGGAUUAUUCCAUCACAGAUUUCAGCACACUCAUGUUCUAGAAUAUUGGAACCGUGGUCCAAACAUUGCAAUAAUGGUAAAGAAGUGGGAAGUGAAUGUCAAAAAAAGAAUCGUUAUAAAAUACUUCUUAUGAAUCUUCCGGCCGAUAGUCGCGGUUAUUCCAGAGCGCCUGCCUUGAUGAAAGCUUUAAAAGUUAAGUUAUCCAUUCAAUUAAUAGGAGCAUAUUACCGUGCCCUGCGGUUGUUAUCGAGCAACUACGGUUGCAGAAGGCAAGAUGUUUUUUGCCCGAAGUGGGAAAAGUGGAACGAUAGAAGUCUUGAAGCUCAUAAGCCACAGGAAAAAUACGAUAGCAUUCUUUCUGAUGGUACGAUACUAUCAAAAGUAUUAUCUCAACUAGACGCCAUUGUUAGAGAUGACGAUUACGAUAAUGAAAGAAA
Messenger RNA from Racocetra persica, 471 nucleotides. NCBI's taxonomy places the organism in Eukaryota, Fungi, Glomeromycota, Glomeromycetes, Diversisporales, Gigasporaceae. The record is from the annotation of a GenBank genome assembly.